UUUUUUUUGUCUACAAUAUCGUGUUUCACGGCACUAGAUCAUUUAUACCUAAAAUUCUUGGUAUCAUGUACCCAAUGUACUCUUGAUCUCAUAAUGCCGUGAAAUUCUUGAAUUUUAAGAUUUUCUCCAUACAUAUGUGCUUCCCAUGCCAUCCAUAUAUAUGUUUGAGAAGCUCUUACCAUUUAAUAACAUAUGGAGCCAAAAAUGGCAAAAUAUGAAGUAACUAGUAGUCUAUCUGUUAUGAUCUUCUUUUUCAUGAAAUGGUGUUUAGGUCACAAGAUUUGGUUGUGGAGGCUACUCUUUGGGUAUAGGCACAAGCCACUCUUUGUUUGAUGGGCCAGCAGCAUAUGAUUUCUUACGUGAAUGGGCCUCUCAAUCUAAUAUGAAAAUGAAAGCAAACCAAGCUCUUGAAUUGCAUAAACCAGUGCAUGAAAGAGGGAGAUUGUUAAUGGCUAGUAAUCAUCAAGCCCCAAUAGAAGAAACUAAAAAAUCGAAUCCAACAAUAAGGGUUGCCGCCAUAGAUCAUCUAUAUCAGUUGAUAAAAGAGGCGGCUCGUGAUCAUGGUCAGAGUGAUCAUGAAAAUUAUGUUCUUACAACUUUUCAUCUAAGUGGUGCAAUGAUACAAAAUUUGAAGCAGCAUGUCUUUGGUGACAAGAGAGGAAGGUUUUCUUCCUUUGAGGUUGUUGCAGCUCAUCUUUGGAAGGCAAGGACAAAGGCUCUAGGACUGAACAAAGACACAGCAGUGUGCUUGCAAUUUGCAGUGGACACAAGGAACAAAAUGGUUCCACCACUCCCAAAAGGUUUCAGUGGCAAUGCCUAUGUGCUUGCCUCUGUUGCUUCCACAUUUAGAGAACUAGAAGAACAAAGCCAUGAAACAGUAGCUGAGAAGAUCAAGGAAGCAAAGAACUCAGUCACCGACGACUACAUCAAUGCGUAUAUCGAGGCACUCGAAGGAGGAGGAGGAGGACAGACUACUCUCCCUCCCUUGAAGGAGCUCACACUUGUUUCUGAUUGGAGAAGAGUUCCAUUUCACAAGAUUGAUUUUCUUGGUGGUUCUGAAGAAGAUUAUGAAGUUGGUAUUGCAACCCCUUUGGUUCCUCCACUCCCACAGGUUGCUUACUUGAUGGAGAAUCCUCAUGAAACUAGUGGCAUUGAUGUGAGGAUUGGUUUGAUCCCAACAAUGCAAACUGUUUUCUCAAACUAUUUUCUCAGGAAUAUUGUGUAAUAGACUCAAAUAAUGCCAUUUGAAUUUCUCUCUUUUUAA
Camellia sinensis is the source of this 1264-nucleotide messenger RNA. The record is from RefSeq and is a predicted model, not a curated record. NCBI's taxonomy places the organism in Eukaryota, Viridiplantae, Streptophyta, Magnoliopsida, Ericales, Theaceae.